Messenger RNA from Aspergillus ibericus CBS 121593, 1375 nucleotides. Its product is annotated as monooxygenase. Gene Ontology annotation, molecular function: FAD binding. Lineage: Eukaryota; Fungi; Ascomycota; Eurotiomycetes; Eurotiales; Aspergillaceae. The transcript has a single exon. The record is from RefSeq and is a predicted model, not a curated record. Bases 40 to 1260 code for a protein of 406 amino acids.
ACUCUCAUCCACACAACAUCAACUUCACCCCUCUGCAUCAUGCCCCUCAAAAUCCUCAUCGUCGGUAGCGGCUGCGCCGGCCCCGCCCUCGCCUUCUGGCUCGCCCGAACCGGCCACCACGUCGUGGUGGUGGAACGAUUCCCCUCUCUCCGGGACAAAGGCGCCCAGAUCGAUCUCCGCGGCCAAGGCAUCGAAGUGGUCCGCCGCAUGGGUCUUCUCGACAUUGUCCGCAGCAAAUGCGUCCCUGAAUCGGGGUUCACGUUCCUGGACGCCAACUCGAACGUCAAAGCCAGUAUCAAGGCGAAUACAUCCGGCAAGGGACGACAGUCGCUGACGUCGGAGUUUGAGAUUAUGCGGGGGGAUUUGGUGAGGGUGUUUUAUGAGGCCACGAGGGAUGGGGUGGAGUAUGUGUUUGGGAAGACUGUUGAACGGUUUGAACAGGCUGAUGGGGAGAAGGUGGUGGCGUACUUUUCUGACGGCACGUCGGAUACGUAUGACUUGUUGGUUGGGGCGGAUGGGCAGGGUUCGCGGAUUCGAAGGGGGAUUCUCCCGCCUGGGACCCCGGAUCCGUACGUCCAUCUGGGCAUUCACGCGGCGUAUUGGUUUGUUCCCCGGAUUGAGAGCGAUACGAAUACCUUCACGACGUAUUUGGCGCCGGGGGGCCGGGCGGUCUUCCGACGGAGUCAUUCACCGACGGAGUCGCAGGCGUAUUUCAUGCUGAAGGAUAGCUCGAAAGAGUUGGCGAGUUUGCAUCGCGCGCCGGUGGAGCAGCAGAAGGAGUUUUGGGCAGAGCGGUAUCGGGGGGCGGGGUGGGAGACGGAGCGGUUUAUUGAGGGCAUGCGGACGACGGAUAAUUGGUAUUGUCAGGAGGUGGUGCAGGUGCGGACGGAGACCUGGCAUAAGGGACGGGUGGUGUUGUUGGGUGAUGCGGCGCAUUGUCCGGCGGUGAUUACGGGGUUGGGGACGACGUCCAGUAUCAUCGGGGCGUAUAUUCUGGCCGGGGAGAUUGCACGCCAUCCCGGGGAUGUGGGGCAGGCGUUGCGGAAUUAUGAGGCUGCGUUGAGGCCGUAUAUCAGGGAGAUUCAGAAUCUGAAUACGUCGAUUGUGAGGUUUGCGUUUCCGACGACGUGGUGGGGGAUUGCCAUCCUGCAGUUUGUGGCCGGGUUGUUGUGUUGGUUGAGGAUUCCGGAUUUGAUUGCGAGGUUUUCGACGGAGGAUACGGGGGGGUGGGAGUUGCCGGAGUAUCCUGAGCUGCAUUGAUGCUUGCUUGGACUAGAUUUCGAGAUGGGUGUUGUCCCCUCCAUGCAGCAUUUUGAACAUACAGCUUGUCUUUAACGUGUCGUCUUUAUGAAAUUAAUAUUACAUUAUCAUACCA